Molecule: messenger RNA, 819 nt
Organism: Pantherophis guttatus
Lineage: Eukaryota; Metazoa; Chordata; Lepidosauria; Squamata; Colubridae
Source: RefSeq, a predicted model, not a curated record
AUGGGCCCAGAUGUGGUCCCCGUCAGAGUCCUCAGAGCAACACCACCAAGCCCCGCCAGGCAGGCCCGAGGGCGGGGCCAGCAAGGAGCCAGGUGGGGCCCCGGGUAUCGUCUGCCACAAGGGGCCGCCCGGAGCGUCUCUGGAGAGGGAGCCAAGGGGGGCUGCCUUGAGGGCUCUCGGGAAGCAAAAGCGCGGGGCGGCCACGGCCCCCCCGCUUGGCCACCUACCCGCCUGAGCCGGGCUCCACCUGCCGAGGGACCCCCCACCCGGGCGCCCAGGGAAGCUCCGCGCGGCCUCCCCGGCGAGGGCCCCGCAGCCUCCGCGCCCGGCCGGCAGGGACAGCCGACGAGGGGCCUCCAGAGAGACCUUCCGGGAGCCGCGGCCUCCUCCGACCGACCGGAGGCUCCACCAGCCGAGACGCCGCCCAGGCCGGAGCUUCCGCCUCAACUGCCCGGACCGGGCGAGCCGCAGGUGCGGAGCCCCGCCCCUCAAGGAGGGGGCGGAGACGGGCGGGGCCUCCGGGGCAGCCCCGCCCUUCCGCGCUUGGCUCCCGCCCGGCGAUCCCGCCCAGCUGAGGCGGCCGCCUUGCUCGCGCCGGAAGAAACCUCGCCGGGCCCGCCCCCCGCCUCGCUCGCACACGCCCCGCCCUGUUCCGUCUCCCAAGCAACGCCCCGCCCAUCUCCUCUGCCUCGCAGCUCUCCCCCCUCCCCCGCGCCGCUUCCCGGGCAGAUUGGAGCCGGGUCCCUCCGCCCCCCCCCGCCCCAAUGUCCCCAAGCGCUUUUCCGACAACUGUGCCGGGGGGGGGGGGGCACUGUUUAG